Molecule: messenger RNA, 2970 nt
Organism: Scylla paramamosain (green mud crab)
Lineage: Eukaryota; Metazoa; Arthropoda; Malacostraca; Decapoda; Portunidae
Exons: 4
Coding region: 70-408 (112 amino acids)
Source: RefSeq, a predicted model, not a curated record
GCUGGUUUGAGAGAUAAUAGUUUGACCCGCCACCACAACAAACAGACGCCAUAUUGUUUGUUUACCGCCAUGAGGCUGGACGAGGCCGCUUCCUUCUCUUCUUCCUGCAGGAAGCGGAAAAGAGAGUGCGAGGGAUACGACAACAGAGCGAAGCGGCCACUAGUGCAGCCCAAUGCAGUAGUCGACGUGGAUGUGCUCCAGGCAAGGACUCAGCCCAACCGCAUCUCCUCAUACCCUUACCUUCAGGGCGUGAGCCGACGGGUGAACCAUGCCGUGAGGUACCCGGUGAACUGUGACCCCGUGGAUGGCGUGUCUCCCAACCUCCAUGCCAUGCAGGUGUACCGCACAGCCUGUGCCCGCUGUCUGCAGGGAGAGCCUGGCCACUUCCGACACAUCCUUGAGAAGUAGCUGCCCACACCUUACCAUCAGAAUCACUCGUACCUGCACUAUGUUAGGACCCUGAGGUGAACCAACAGCCGCACCAAGGGUCACAGGCUGCAUAAGGAAGAGCAGCACGUCAUUACAGGCAGCAGAGAUUUGGUUCACUGGCAGCCAUGAUGGAGAGGAGCAGAGGGAGGGCACCACAAGGCUGUCCUGCCCCACCCCCUCCCCUUCUGUUUGUUUGACUUUUCUUUCCCAUGCUGUAAUUGAUCAUGCAUCCUUUAUUUAAACAUCUGUGAAAAACUUUACAAUUAUACUGUAGGACUUUGCAGGGAAUCUGCUUUGUCCAGCCAUUUAUUUGUGUGCGUGGCUGAGCAAGGCAGUAAGGUGGGGCAGUGUGUGUGUGUGUGUGUGUGUGUGUGUGUGUGUGUGUGUGUGUGUGUGUGUGUGUGCUUAUAGAUGUGUAGGUGAUGUAAACCUUUAACAAAAGAGGCAGUCACAAAGGCACUGAUGAGUUACGGAAAAAAAAAAGAAGAUAAAGGAAUAGGGAAAAAGCAGUGUGUGUAAAUGUUUCUUGGAUUUGAGCACAUUCAGUCACUAAAUAGUCUCUUCAGAAAUGUAUGUAUGUAUGUAUGUAGCAUACAGGCAUGUGCAUGUGUACACACUUGCCACCUUUCCCAAGCAUGUCCAGAAACAAUGUACAAAAUGACAGGACAAAGUAAUGACAGAUUUAGUCUUUAGGCAACACUCCCAGGAACAUAGAAAGCAAGUGGUAGUUUUGUACAGUUAUCCUGACUGAUAUUGUUGGGUUCACAAAUUUAGUCUUUUCAGUCUGGCAGUUUUAGGAACUUGGAACAGGUGAGCAUGUGUUUUUAUGCUUCAACAGUUAAUGGAUGAGAUGCCGUGCCACCCGCCCUCCCCCUACACUCACUAAUCAGAUUCUCUUGCCCGACUUGCUGCCAUCAGUGAUGUCAGGCAACUCCCCUUGCAUCUCAAUUGGGCAGCUUAGUGUCUUGUGAAGCUUUUCUAGGUCAGGAUUUAUAUAAAUUGACCUGUGUGUGUGUGUGUGUGUGUGUGUGUGUGUGUGUGUGUGUGUGUGUGUGUGUGUGGGAACUGUGCUGUAUUUAUAUAGAUUUGCACAAAAAAGCUGUUUAAAUCCUCCAGGCAGUUUGAAGGUUUUAACAAGACUGACAUCUUAAGGAGUCUUUCACUGAAGGCAAGUAGUUUCCACAAUAAGAUACAAUAACUUUUAGCAAGCAUUGUCUUGAAUGAGGGAAAGUAUCAUGUGACUGACAAUUGUUUAAGCAUCUGUUUGCCUCUUGUGAAAGAGCCCAAAGAUUACAUGAUUAUGAUAAUGAUUAAAUUAUUAUUAAUUAUAUAUAUUUGACCUGUAACCUGAUCUUGUCUUUAGAACCUGUAGCUAUGAAUUCAUGUGAGGUAUAAUAAUGCUGUCAUUGCAUUGUGAGAAUCCAAGAUUUUCUGCCAACAGUAUUGGUUUUCAUUCUCAGGUUGCAAUGUGGCAUGUGUGGUGAGUGUCAGGUUAAGGAAGUAAGAGAGUACAUUCAUGUUUUACUUGUCUAGACAUGUGACUGUUUUUACACAUACUAUUUGUCCCUUUGCUGUUUAGGAAUUCAGGGGCAGAGUUGUAAUAUGGUCAAAAAUUGUACAGAGGAGCAUGUUCUGGUCUGAAAGCUUUUGUAAAUCUCUUUUAACAUUGUUGUUUUUCUGUCAAGGACAAUUCUGCCAAUUUGUUGAAGGGUAAAACAGAAGGAAAAACAUGCACUCGUACUCAAAGGUUUGGUGUGUCAUGGUAGUUUGUGAAUUGGAAGACAACACAGUAUUAUUGUAAACUUCCUUGGAUGUUUUGUUCACAUGGAAAAAAGUAAGAGUGAAUCUUGGACAGUAUACAGUGCCUGAAAACAUUUGAUAUCAGCCAUCUAGUACAGGAUUUGCCAUGCUGAGAUGCUUGUGGUUAGUGAAUGAGUGAAGGUGAAACUGGUGCUUUGUGUGUUGUGCUGUGGCUGCCAUUCUGUAGCAGUAGUGGUGUGUGUUGAGGAUCACAAAGAAGCAACAGUGACUGGGUUGGGGAUGGGACACUGUAACCACUUGAAAAGUGUGUUGACAUGCAGAACAUUGGCCAUGCGUGAGGAGACUCAGUGAAAUGGGUGUACUUUCUGUAUUGGCACUUGUAUAUUAUAGUUUAAUUGUACACAUACACAUAACAUUAUUAAAUUAAGCAUUACAUAACAUGAGAUACAAAAAUUGUAACAUGAAGAUACCUCAAGUUCAUUUCAAACAGCAGAAGCAACAUUACUUCAAUAGAUGAACAACUCUCCCCAGAUUCAGAAUGUACACAGUACAUUGUAGUACUACAUGCAAACCAAACUCUGUAUCACAAUUUGUACAUUUCUUACAAGAAUAUAAGCAAUACAAAUUCACCUUCCCUUGCCCACUCAUGGUAGAUGUAAGAGAUUUAAGUGUUUUGGCUUGUAAUCUCCCUUCUACCCUUUCCCAACUAACAAAGCAUCCCUCUAAUCAUCCACACUUCUCACCUCUCAAACUUUUCUCAAAUAUACCAGUCUACAUUCA